Owenia fusiformis is the source of this 712-nucleotide messenger RNA. NCBI's taxonomy places the organism in Eukaryota, Metazoa, Annelida, Polychaeta, Sabellida, Oweniidae. The record is from the annotation of a GenBank genome assembly.
UGAAUUCCACGCUUAACUAGAGCUGUAUGUUCGCGCAAAUACAAAACUUGUAAACUACCACAAAUUACUCAGUACAACGUGUACCACACCGGGGAACCACACCCCCUUUCCUUUUAACUUAAGCGCUUGCAAUUCGAGCAUUUGUAAUCUCCUUUGUUUAAAUAGGAUGAAUUCCUGGUUUUAUCGGGAUACCGCCUGUACCAGCGAAGAUAAGACGUUUCCGCUCCUUAAAAAGUGGUGUAAUGGAAAAAACAAAUGUAUAGUAGACUCACUGCGAAUAAAAGGAAUAGUUGGAGAUCCAUGUGAAAUGAUACACAAAUAUGUAGAGAUUGAGUGGAAGUGCAAAUCUAAAGUAGACAAAGUCUGUAACGGGCCCUCUGGAGAGAAAUCAGUAUCAAGUCCACAGCUAACACAGAGUUUUGAUAACAAACUGUCCACGUCGGUUGUAUUGAUAUGGGUGAACAGCAAAGGGAUAGCAGAUCCAGUCCAUCGAUGGGUCAUUCCUCCAGGAGGCAGAAAGGUGUUGACGACAUAUUCAAAACAUUACUUUGUCGCACAGACAGUUAGUACUGCUAAAUGGCUGAAGAUUAAAGGGAAGUGUUUAUAUGUCCCGAAAGGUGGUGUUGUUGAUAUAACGUACUGAUUCGACUAUAAGUCCUAUACUGUAAUAAGAUAUAAGAUUUAUAUGAAAUAAAGAAGAAGUACAAAAUAA